This is a messenger RNA of Egretta garzetta (little egret), 3612 nucleotides long. RefSeq names its product Rap associating with DIL domain (gene RADIL). Lineage: Eukaryota; Metazoa; Chordata; Aves; Pelecaniformes; Ardeidae. The coding region runs from base 16 to 3009 and encodes 997 amino acids. Gene Ontology annotation, molecular function: GTPase binding. The record is from RefSeq and is a predicted model, not a curated record. Gene Ontology annotation, cellular component: microtubule. The transcript has 13 exons. Gene Ontology annotation, biological process: substrate adhesion-dependent cell spreading; signal transduction; neural crest cell migration.
ACGACCUCACGCACGAUGUUUUAUGGGUCCUCCUCCACCAUGGCUCCACCAUCCAAGAACCGGCUGAAGCGCCAGAGCCGGAUUUUCUCCCAAGUCUUGUACCGGACACUGAGCUACAAGGACCGGAGCUCAGCCUCUGCUUCCCCAGCAGCCAGGGAAGAUGACCCAGCCGAGCUCUCCACCCAGCUCUCAGCCCCUGGUGUCCUGAAGAUCUUUGGGGGCAACAUCUGUGCAGGCACCAACUACAAGAGCGUGCUGGCAACGGGCAGCUCGGGUGCACGGGAGCUAGUGAAGGAAGCCCUGGAGCGCUAUGGGCUGAGCCAGCUCAGCGCCGGGCAGUAUGCCCUGUGCGAUGUCAUCGGGAGGUUCGAGGGCCCUGAGAAACGGUGGCAGACGGAGGGACUGAGGGUCCUUGGUGACCACGAGAAGCCGCUGCUCAUCCAGGACCUCUGGAAGCCCAGGGAGGGCUUCUCACGGCGGCUGGAGCUGCACAAGAGGGCAGAGGCGGAGGCGCUGGCGGCCAGGGACGUGGACACCACCACCGCAGGUCAGAGCCGGAGGACGCAGGCGAGCAAGCCCAGCAUCAGCCUGUCGGCCCCCGACAUCUUGCCCUUGCACUGCACCAUCAGGAAGCUCCGACCUUCCCGGCAUCACUGGGAAGAGAAGCUGGUGCUGGAGCCCAUCGCCGGCGCCGGCAUCUCCGUCAACUUUGCCGAGGUGGCCCGGACGGUCGUGCUGCGGCACGGGGACCUCCUCUCCCUUGGUCUCUACUACCUGCUCCUCUAUAAGGCCCCCAUGAAGGCGCAGCCGCUGCCGGCGCAGACCCUGCUGAGGCUGCGAGCGCUGCACCCCGCCGUCCCUGAGGGUCCCCCUCUCUGUGGGGCAUGCGGCAACCUGCUGAAGGAGAGGGACCCUGCCACCAAAAAGCGGGGCCCAUCUCCCGUCAGCAGGCCCAGGACACCCCGCAGAAAGCUGCUGCUGGAGUUUGAGCCGGCGGCCGAGGACGUGCUCCUGCGGCGCAUCAUGACCCUGAUCGAGCCGGGCGGGGACGACCACAAGCUGACACCCGCCUUCCUGCUCUGCCUCUGCAUCCAGCACUCGGCCACCAGCUUCGAGCCGGGUGACUUCGGGCAGCUGCUGCUCAAAGCAGCCAAAAUGAUCCAGAGGACGGUGUGGGAGCGGACACGGGAGCUGGCUGAGAAGCAGUCCCAGCACCAGGACCCUGCCGCCCUGUCCCGCUUCACCAUCACCGACCUUCUCCCGGACCUGCAGCACAUCCUCUUCUGGAUGGCCAAUGCCAUCGAGGUCCUCUACUUCAUCCAGCAGAAAUCGCCCACCUACAUCCAGAGCAUGGAGGAGGAGCUGGACGUCAGAGGCUCCAAGGAGUCCCUGUUCUCCUCGACCAUCACAGCCAGUGAGGAGGCGAUGACGGUGCUGGAGGAGGUGAUCAUGUAUACCUUCCAGCAGUGUGUCUACUACAUCUCCAAGUGUCUGUACGUGUCGCUCCCUGCCCUCCUGGAGUGCAACCCCUUCCAGAAUGAGUGCCGGGAGAGCUGGCGGGCAUCCCCACCGCUGCCUGAGGAGCUCCGCAGGGUGGUGCUCAUCUACCAGGCGGUGCUGGACCUGCUCCACCAGUACGAAGUGCACCCAGAGAUCACCUCCCAGAUGUUUGCCUACCUCUUCUUCUUCUCAAACACCUUGCUCUUCAACCAGCUCCUGGAUAAGGGCUCCUCUCUCGGCUGCUUCCACUGGUCGCAGGGGGUGAAGCUGCGGGCCAGCGUGCGGCUGCUCCUGGAGUGGCUGCGCAGCGCCGGCUUCGAGCAGCUCGCCCAGCAGUUCUUCGCCAAACUCGCCAGCGUGGCCAACCUGCUGGCCAUGCCUGGCUCCCAGAUGGUCCAGAUGACCUGGCCGUCCCUGCGAGCCGAGUUCCCUGCACUGAGCCCCGCGCAGCUCCACCGGGUGCUGAGCCAGUGCCAGGCGGUGAUGGAUGUGGGCUGCAUCGCAGCGUGGCAGCCCAGCGAGGAGGAGAGCCCGGCCGCCUUCCAGCCUGAUGAGAUGCUGGAGUCCUUCGACAAUCACCCACCCAUCAUCCUGCCCAGCGGGGGCUUCAAAGUGGACCUGGAGGUGGAGACGUUGGAUGACAACAUCUACCGGCACCUCCUUUACAUCCGCCACUUCCUCUGGAGCCUGCAGAGCAAGAGCCCCCACACCAGCGAGGAGCCAGGCUCAGCACCCCCAAAGAAAGGGGCAUGCACGACGCCAGAUGUCCUGGAGGUGAGCGAGAGCCCGGCUGCUGCCCUGGGGAGCGCUGUCACCCAGGAGGACUGCUGCUCCUCGGGGGGCUGCGCUGAGCCAGAGGGGAGCCCCCUGCUCUGCCUGGCCCCCAACGGCUGCCCCUGCGAGCACCCCACUCGCGAGCCACUGCUCCAGGGCAGGCAACUGCAGCUGGGCAGGGGUCCGGCCACCAAGGCUGGUGCGGUGCCCACAGACCCCUCCUGCCUGCUGACGCCGCCCACCACCCCCCUGAACUUCGAGAGCCCAGAGUCCCCACAGGGCACCGGCAAGGGGCUGCAGGACACCCGGAGGAAUGGGAUGAACGGCACCAAAGGCAGCACCCCUGAAGGAUGCUCACCGACCCCCUAUGACUACCCCACGCCAGAGUCUUCCAGCCGCAGCUCUGCCACCGAUGACUUCUGCUACGUCUUUGUGGUGGAGCUGGAGAGGGGACCUAUCGGGCUGGGGAUGGGACUGAUCGACGGCCUGCACACUCCUCUCUGCUCCCCGGGGAUCUACAUCCGCACUCUGAUCGAGGACAGCCCCGCGGCCACCGACGGCAGGCUCUCCAUUGGGGACCGCAUCCUGGCUGUCAACGGCACCAGUCUCAUCGGGGCAGACUACCAAAGUGCAGUGGACCUCAUCCGCUCCGGAGGGAAGAAGCUGCGGUUUCUGGUUGCCAAGUCAGACAUGGAAAUAGCCAAAAAAAUCAGCUCCAGCUCCUCUUCCUCCUAGUUCUUGUGGUACAAGGGUCCUUCUGCAGAAGCUUGCAAGCACAGCUCUGCUUAAGGCUGCCCUUGGGGAGCCUGGAGUGCAAGAGGGAGGACCAGGACUCCACAACUGCCCUUGAUUUGCUUUUUUGACAUCUUGCUGCAGCAGAGGAAAGGAUAUGCAAGGGUCGUGCACGCUUCUCCCUCUGCACUGGCUGGGAGCAUCAUUCCUGAUCAGUUGCCUGGACUCAUACCCUUGGGUCGUCCUUCUCAGGAGCUUUCCUGUUCCUUUGUCCCCUCUGGCAGGGGACGGGAAAGGGCUGCUCCCCCCCACGGGGGGCUGUAGGCAGGCUUCUGUUCCUCAAGGCUGGCAGCUCUGUGUGAUCUCUCACGCUGGCAGGCAGAAGGCUUGAAACACCUUUGGGAUUUAAAGAUUAGCAUGUGGGGCGGGCCUGGCCUUCACUGUAGCAGUGGCCACCUGAGGUGCUGGCACAUCAGGCUGGAAGAGGGUUCCCAGCUCUGGUAAAGGCAGCAUGGGCACCCAGGAGCAGGAUUCCAAACAGGACGCAGUGCUAGGCGUGAAGUUCCCCGGUGCCAUAUCGGCAGCCAGGUGCCUUUCUGCUGCUGG